AUGACACUUGGCAAUAGAAGGCUUGUUUUACGUGUUUUUGGUGCUGCAUUCUUGAUUUUGCUCCUUGCUGAUAUAGCUUUUGCUGCUAUGCCAUUUAAGGAUGUAGGAAGAGGAGGAGGUGGUGGUGGAGGUGGAGGAAGUAGUGGCGGUGCUAAUGGUUUGAGUUCAGGUUCUGGAUAUGGCUCGGGAUAUGGUUCAGGACGAAGUGGAGGAGGAGGGUAUGGAUCUAGCGGUGGGAUAGGAGGUGGUGGAGGCGGCGGCGGAGGUAGGGGAGGUGGCGGCAGCGGCGGAUGCAAUGGAGGUUCAGGAUAUGGGUCUGGAUCAGGGUACGGAAGUUGGUCAGGAUAUGGAAGUGGUGAUGGUGGUGGUAGGGGUGGAGGAGGUGGCAGUGGAGGUGGAGGCAAUAGUUCGGGCUAUGGAAGCGGGUCAGGCUAUGGUUCAGGGUAUGGUAGCGGUAGAGAUGAUGAUUACUCGCCAUAA
Messenger RNA from Hibiscus syriacus, 480 nucleotides. Its product is annotated as glycine-rich cell wall structural protein 2-like. The record is from RefSeq and is a predicted model, not a curated record. NCBI's taxonomy places the organism in Eukaryota, Viridiplantae, Streptophyta, Magnoliopsida, Malvales, Malvaceae. Bases 1 to 480 code for a protein of 159 amino acids. The transcript has 3 exons.